Messenger RNA from Torulaspora globosa, 1494 nucleotides. RefSeq lists its product as uncharacterized. The record is from RefSeq and is a predicted model, not a curated record. Bases 1 to 1494 code for a protein of 497 amino acids. The transcript has a single exon. Gene Ontology annotation, molecular function: protein binding. NCBI's taxonomy places the organism in Eukaryota, Fungi, Ascomycota, Saccharomycetes, Saccharomycetales, Saccharomycetaceae.
AUGCCACCAAAGCUGCCCGGUCUAUAUUUCGAUGAAGUGAAAGGUCGCUAUUUCCCUCUGAAAGCUAGUGUCGGUUCUGAGUAUGGUGAGCGUGAGCAGAAGAAGAGGAAGAUCAGACUGCAGAGAGAAGAACAUGCCAGGCAGCUGAAAGACCAGCGGUGUCGUAACUAUGAAAAGUACGCUUCUAGGCUGGUCGGUUCUGUUGACAAGCUUUUUGGUGGCUCUGAUGGCUUCAGGUUUGCCAACGCACUGGAGAUUGAGGCUACUUCAGUUGAUAGUUGCGUCAAAAGCAACCUAGAACGUGAAAUUUACGACCUUGGUAUUCGAUUACACAAUAUGAAUGGCCCUGUGGUUUGCGAGCAAGUACGUCCAGACCGUCUGUUACUGGCGACUUCGACAACCGAGGGUGCUAUCAUAGGCGUUGAACAGCUCUUCAAUGGUAACGGAGUGGUGAUAAGCAACUACCUAAGUGGAAACUCUGAAAUUUCGUGCUAUGCAUCGAACAACAUCAUCAGGUUCACCGGCAAUAGCUUCGGGGAAUUGGGUUUGUAUUGCCACAUGGCACAGGCAGUAACAACUCUUCACACAUUCACACGAGUGAGAAGGCGUGGCGAAAUAAUCGUGGAUACUCUACAUCGAGAACUAGGAAGUUACGGAAAUGUAUACGACUCCGUCAACCUGGGAAGAACAUUCAUCGUGGCGGCCGGGUCCUCGUUGCAGGUUUGCAGCUGGAACGAUAAAUCUAAUGAUGGAUGCAGGAAGUUCAGGUCUUUUCCGAAUAAAUCUGAUAUUCUGUGCCUUGCAGUCAAGAGCGGGGAUCCAGGUGUGCUUUAUGCUGGCACUCGAAACGGUUGGAUAUAUGUCGUGCCUGUCGAACGUAAUGGUACACUAUCUCAAACAGCCAUCAAGAGGUUUAAAGUGCAAGGAGCCCGUUCCAUUAUAUCCAUCAAAACUACUGACACCCAAGGCCUCAUAUUUGUUUCUGCUAUAUCAAACGACACGCACCAAGCUCUCUUGUUGUUGGAUACAAUGCUAGAGCCUGAAGAAUGCACUUUGGCUACUUUCCGGACCUCUUUUUCAAAUGUGACUAGAGAUCAGGAGUUUUUCGAAGUGACGCACGAUGGGCGGUUUCUCUUAUAUGGUUCAGCUACAGGUGGUAACGGUUCAGGUGAUUUUGAAGUCUUUUCUUCUCAUUUAGGUGAUAACCUUGCCCAUGAACGGAAUGGCCGAGCUUUUACUUUCUUUCCAUUGAACUCAUUGAGAGAUGGAUACUUGAAGUAUCCAGAGUUUUGUGCACUUCGAGACUUGCAAUUGCGGAGUGCAAUCUUCAUCAACUGUAAGCGAAAUCCUGGUGCUCUCAAAUAUGAGAGUGAGAUGGAUGAGACUUACAGCAUUACCUGCCCAGAAGAUUGGCGUGUAUCGGCAUUUUUGAGGUCUGAAUCGAAUGGAGAGUAUUAUGCAAGAGUUACUAUGCUUCUCAAAAGAAUUGUUUGA